UUGUGUUGGGGUUACAUGAGGAGUAUGUACUGUAUGUUUUGGUUUGACCGCAGGACGAGGACUACAGCAGACGAAUCGAGCGGAGCAGACGAUUCGAGCGAAGCAGACGAUAUUUCCCGCCAUUACACAAGGUGCUCGGCGCCCCAUUGUCGCAACACUAAACGCUACAGGGAGAAGAGUUGGUUUCUGAGGUGGCGAGGAGGGGACAAGCGUGCGGACAUGGACGACGAAUUGCAGGAUAUAUUGCUGAGGUUGGGAGGAGUCACCAACUGGGAACAGUUACGAGAGGCAGUUAGGGACGCAAUCGGAGUGACACUAGAAAACACAGAAGAUCUGGUGGUGUAUCUCUUAGACAUUGCAACAGGGACAUUGGUCAGCCAAGAUGGCCUAGCAGGAGUGGUGCACACUCUACCCAAAUCAGGCCUAGCUGGGAAAUGCACUGAAGAGCGGCAUCUGAUAGUAGCUGGGGAGUUAGACAUUGAGGAUCCUCUGAGUGGACUGUUACCCAGCACGUCACCCACGCUCCCUGAAAACAGAAGAGUUGCUUGUUUCCCUAUAGUGGAGUCAGACAACACUAGGGUGGUGGGCGUUAUUGUGGUUGUAUGUGAUGCUGUAUCAAGCAAUCAGGAAAAGAGACUAUCCCUGGUGGGAAGACAUUUCGCAGUGUGUGUUCAGAGACUUCACCAGAUGGCGACGCAGCAAAGGUUGCCGCUUGCCACCUCCAAAUCGCCAACUACGUGUUCGGGGUCCCACAAUGGCGGACCAUGCACAGGGUCAUCCUUUGAUGAUGGUAUUCUACAACUGUGUGCCGAGCUGCAUGACAACGACCCCGCAUCAAUGCAAACGAAGGUCGUCAAAUAUUUAGAGAGACACACGCAAUCAGAAUGCUGUGCGUUGUGGAUAGUCUCGUCAGAAGACGCGACCGAAGUGUUUUGUCAGGUUUUGGGUAACAGGGUACUGGAGGAGGAAUUACGGAUGUUGAUACCGUUGAGUUGUUUCAACACGGUGGUCACAGAGGAGAGAUCUAUUACGCUGGAUGAUAUUCCAGAGAACAGCAGAACAGAGCUUGAACAGAAAAUGGACAUGAAGAUCGACUCAUUGCUCUGUGUCCCCGUCAUCAACCAAGCGAGGUCAAAGGUCGUUGCCGUGGCCUGCUGCAUCAACAAAAUUGGAGCACCCAGAUUUGGGCAGGAAGAUGAGGAGGUUGUAAGGCACUGUUUCCGCUACACGGUACCCGUAUUAACCAGUGUCAUGUCAUUGCAGAAAGAGCGGCAACUCAAACAAGAAACACAGUCUAUGCUUCAAGUGGCCAAGAACCUCUUCACACAUCUAGAUGAUGUACGGAUACUGUUGAGGGAAAUUAUGAUGGAAGCAAGGAACCUGACUCAAGCAGAAAGGUGUUCCUUGUUUCUUGUAGAGAACGAUGAACUUGUAGCCAAAGUAUUUGAUGGGCAUGUCUUAGAUGAGAUGGGAGAGGUUCGGAUACCAAUCACUCAGGGCAUUGCUGGACAUGUAGCCACAACUGGCAAAAUCUUGAACAUCAAGGACGCCUACUCGCAUCCUCUCUUCUACCGUGGGGUGGACAACAGCACCGGCUUCCGGACCCGCAACAUCCUCUGCUUCCCCAUCAAGGAUCGCUCAAGUGAGUGUGCAGAAGGAGCUGUUGUUGGAAUUGCUGAGCUAUGCAACAAAGUAAACGGUCUGUACUUCACGAAACACGAUGAGGAAGUGGCUGCUGUAUUCUCCAUUUACUGUGGCAUCAGCAUCGUACAUAGUUUAUUGUAUAAGAAGAUGAAGGAUGCCCAGUAUCGCAGCAAGCUGGCCAAUGAACUUAUGAUGUACCACAUGAAGGGUGCAGAGGAUGACAUCAAGUCAAUCAUGUCCAAGGAGACAGUACCCAAGCCGGAAGCCUUCCAUCCUCAGAUGGCUAGCUUCACUUACUCUCCCAGAGGCAUCCCUGACGGAGAGACUAUCAGUGCAACAUUGAGUAUGUUCUACGACAUGGGUUUUGUCAGUCGGUAUCGCAUCCGUCACACCACGCUGGUCAACUUCUGCCAGCUAGUAAGGCGCGGCUAUCGGGACCCGCCCUACCACAACUGGUACCAUGCCUUCUCCGUGGGCCACUUCUGUUUCCUUCUCUACAAGAACCUCAACCAGCUCAAUAUGCUGAAGGAUAUUGAGAUCUUUGCCCUCUUUGUUUCUUGCAUCUGUCAUGAUCUGGACCACAGAGGAACCAACAAUAGCUUCCAAGUCCACUCGCAAUCAGUCUUGGCAGCACUCUACAGCUCUGAAGGAUCAGUCAUGGAGAGACAUCACUUUGCCCAGGCCAUGUGCAUCCUGAACACAGAUGGCUGCAACAUCUUUGAGAACCUGUCCACAGACGAUUAUCAAAAUGGCCUGGACCUCAUGCAAGACAUCAUCCUAGCUACUGACCUGGCUCACCAUCUACGCAUCAUCAAAGAGCUCAAACAGAUGGCUGAAGAUGGUUAUAAGGUAGAGGACCCCCAUUGCCACAAGCUACUGCUGUGUCUACUCAUGACCAGCUGUGACCUCUCAGAUCAGACCAAGAACUGGCAAACCACAAAGAGAAUAGCGGAGCUGAUCUACAAGGAAUUCUUCACCCAAGGAGACCUAGAAAAGGCCAUGGGUAUGGAAACCCCUGAGAUGUACGAUAGAGAGAAGGCCUGCAUCCCCGAGUUGCAGAUCAAUUUUCUCAAUCAUAUCGCUCUGCCUGUCUACCAGAUCCUGGCCGAGGUGUUCCCGUCGGUCCUCCAGUUGGUCACAAACAUCGAGGCCAAUAAAACAAUGUGGCUACGACUGAAACGGGAGAGCAACCUGCGCAAGCUCAGCAGCGCCAACUCAAUCGACUUCUUUCAGAUCCCAUUCAAGAGCGAGAACGGAUCCACAGAGUUUGGCGUGGACCUGUCAGAGGAAACUGAGGAGGAGCUUGCGGGGGAGGCGGAGCUAGGGAAAGGGUCAAAGGUCAUGGGUACGGAGGAGAUGAGCGAGAAUAAUAAUAAUGGUACAGUGGCAGGAGUCGCGCCCAAGUCAUCGUGACAGUGCGGCAGCGGAAACUCAUAACACUCCCUAAUGGCAUUUCUAGUGGAAUAGGACCCAUGAAAUCAGAUGUACAAAAAUAGUACCGCAAGCAUGAUAUGGAACCGCAUAUGAUAUACUAUCUAUAUGAGGCACAAAUCCAGAACACUGCAUGCAGCCCAUGAGGUUUGAACACUGUAGAGGUACAUCCUAGGAUGUAUGUAUUGCACAGUAGGAGUGGGCAUGCACCUCCAAAUGCAUCUCACUGGUGGUUGGGAAAGCAUGGGAAGUAGAGGUAAACACUUGAAUUGCAGUCCACGUUACUCUAGCCUCAAAGCAGUGCGCAGGAGGCGGCGUCAUUCACUGACCACAGAUUAUGUACUCGGUCACAAAAAUGAACUCUCAAAGCCAGGUCACGUGUUGCAUUGCUGAAAAUUGUUACUCUGAAAUGACAAUAGAAUUUUGAAAAUUAAAAUCAACUUGUGAAUGUACAUAUAAUACAUGUAUGUUAAACUAUAUUCAUUCAACGAUGUGUGCUGAUGGGUUUCAGGAAUAGAUUAAAACAAAAAAUUAAUAAACACAGCCUUUUUAAGUGUGACUUGUGAGACUUAAUUUUGACUGAGUAUUUACAGGUAUGCAUUGUCUCUUUUUCUUGCAUGAUUAUUUCUACCCAAGGCAAUGUAAUUCUACAUACUUUGCUGUUUUGUAUUUCUGUUAUAUAGUUCCCAUGUUUGUGAGUUGUGUUUUCUCUUUUUUGUUAAGUUAAAUCUGUUUUGUUUUUCUUUCUUCAAUAGAAAACCUGGGGGGAAAAAAGGUUUAACCUUUGGUUUGUCACUUUUAACUAAAACAACCUUCGGGACUGCCCCAAAAAUCGUGUUUAAUUGUUUAACAUUUUGGAUCAAAUUGUUACAAAUUGGAACAGGUGCUACACCUUGACAACAACAAACUUGUUCUCUUUCAAGAAAGACUGGUAGUGUAAAAAAAAAAAAACAAGAAGAAAAACCAAUAACACUUUGUUGUUUUUAUUUAUCAAUCAAUGAAGUGGCUCUACUUAUUAUCUGGAAAUGUGUUACUGUGAUCAUGAUGUAUUCUUUAAUCUAAUGAUAGGAGGGGUCAGAAUGUUUGAAAUUUAUUGUGUUGUACGAGAAAGCCAUGUGUACAAAAAAAACUCACCCUAUUAGAAUGUGUGAAGAAUGGGAGAUAAUUGCAGUCACACAGCAAUACUGAUAUAUAUAACAAAUUAAGUUUGUAAUCGUUCAAGCAGUUCUUCAUUUCGAGAAAUAAAGUUCUGCCUUUGUUUAUCCUCUGGCAUCGAGUAAUUUUGCUCAUAGUUAUCACACGCCUUGUCUUUAGUGUACACAAUGUUUAAGUGAAUAUCCUUGACCUACAUACCUUUGCAAGAAAAAGCCUAGAACAUUAGUAUGGGCUCGGUCAAAUGUAAUAUAAUGUAAAUAAUGUAAAAUCUUGUGUCAAAAGAUAUAGUCAUGAGGUGGACAUAUGUUGUACUGUUGCCAUAAAAUGGUUUUAUUUUGUUGUUGGCAUUUUGCGGUCACUACUAUAAACAGGUAGAACUCUUUUUAUAUAUUUGUGUGUGCAUGUUGUGCUAGGCAAAAGGUGUUUGAUGUAUCACUGCGAUUAUGUACAUGUAGGAGAAAAAUACAAACUUGGGCUGUGUGUAGAAGAGAGACAGUAAUUGUCAACUGAACUCCAAUAUGUUCAUUGAAAAAAAAAUAUUUUGCUGUGGUAAGCAUAAUCAACAGUUACCUCUUUAAACAUUACAAGGUUUUUUGGGGUUUAAAAAACUGUUUUUAACUAGUUUCAGGACAUGUAAAAGAUAUUGCACGAAAAAAAAACACGCUGCAUUUACUUGAUGGAAGAUUUCUUUUAGAUUUGGCACUGAAACCUACGAGUACUUCAUAAAGAUUUUUCAGUGAUUAUUUAAAUGUGACUAUGUUAAAAGUAAGUAUACGGUCAGUAACUUCCUAUGCAAACAAUGGAAUAUGUGUUAAUAACAACAGAAAUAGUUGACUGAGUAUAAUGUAGUCUUGGACAGAAUUAUGUCAUACAUGUAUAAGUAAGCAUUUCUAAGAUGUACAUGGCUCCAAGAAUGCGUUGACUUUGGAGCCACCCAAGUCGCAGUACUGAGACACUUGCUUGAAUAUUACUAUAUGUAAAGUAACAAAAUAUAUUAGAUUUCUGCAUUUGUAACUCCAUGUCAAUAAUCUACAUAACAUACUAACCAUAAAUUUGGAGUCAUCUGCACCUUGCCCAUACAGAUUAUUGAUCCAUUUCCAAAUGGAAAUAGUCAACAAAAAGUAAGUUGGGAUAAGUCCAGAACAUUUAUAGAAAAGCAUAAUAUCAAUUUCCUACCAAUAUAAAAAGUCUAAAUGCUGUGAGGGAAAAUGUGAUUUUUUAAAAAAAAUUACUCAUGUGGAUAAGUGACAAAUUUGUAAAUAGUUUUGAAGUCUGAUUUGACUGAUGAGGAUUCAGCUAUUUGUUCGGAGUUAUAAUGUUUGAAGUCAUAAGGUUAUAAAGUUAUAAGGUUAUAAAGUUUUACUCAUCACUUGAAUAUUCUGCAAACUGAGUUUGUUCCCACAACGUAACUGAUAACGUUGGAGGUAAAUUUUCUGGUUAUGUCAUAAUUUUGUGGUGUAAAUUUUGUGUUUUAGUGUAGAUUGAGAUGGGGAAUUUGGUUUCUAAUUGAAAAAGACAGAUUGAAAAUGAAAGAGUGAUUGCCAACAAGUUUCAAACAUUUAAUAUUAAUUGAAAUACCGAAGUCAGUUAUAGAUGUUGGGUUUGUAAUAAAUGUCAACAAUGAAUAAUACAUUUUUCUUCUUCUUUUAAAAGAACACAUUUGGCGGGGGAAUUGGUGUCACAUUGAGAAAAUAAUUUAAGUCUGGAUAAGUGUGAGUUGCCAGAAGUUAAACAACAGUGAAAUGAUUCUGCCAAAAUUGUUAUUUGUUAUGAAAUGUUUCUCAUUAAGGCAAUAACAUUGAUUAUUUGUAAUAUAUGUUUUGGAAUUGUUGGUCACAGUAUUAUAUUGACCGUCCGUUUUGGAAUCUUGAAUUAUCAUUCUUGGUGAAUGAAUGCUGUUGAUAUUACCACAGAGCUCAAAUGACAUGAUUUGCCAUUUUCCACUUGGUACCCUGCUUCUUGUACCACAUAAAUACGUACACUUGUUACUGAUUACCAGCUACUUUGAUCUACUUUGAUAAUUUCUUUUUCCAAAUCUUGGGUGUCACUUACGAGUUGGCUAUUUGUUUUGUUUACGCUUUCCAUGAAACUUGGUGUUUUUUUUGUGUCUGAAAUUCACAUUUGAGGCAACCGUUUCCUGUUACUUUUUUUGUGCAGCUAUAGGGUUAUAGCAGAAAUAUGUUUAUUUUCCUAUAAUUCUUCAUGUUCCAUACAGAGGUACAUUGCAAUCAAUUAUAUUAAAACUUUUUUUUCUACUGAUACUUGACAAAAUAACUUUUCAUUUGAGUUCUGUAGAUAUUUAUUUUAAAGCCAGCUGCUAACAAAUCAUUUAAAAUACAUUGUGGUUGUACAUAAUGACCAUAUUUGUCUAGAAGACUUAUUUUUUCUUUGAUGUGAUUGAUUUAUUGAUUAAUUUUUUACAAUAGUGUGUGUGUUUUUAGCGGGUCAGAUAUUAACAUAUAUAUUAUCAUUUUGUUAUAUAGAUCAUUUAUAUUAAUGGUUGGAAUUGAUAUUUUAUUUACCUAAUUUAUAAAUUUUGUUUUAAAAGGAACUUAAUUGUUCCAUGUGUUUAUAAAGUGAAAAGAGAUAUAUUCUAACUCCAGCUCACUACCAAGCACUAAUAAUUUCCGACAAAAUUAGCAAAACACAUAAAUAGUACAUUUGCACAUACCAAAACAGAUUGUACUGUUGAUUCUGGAUUUGCAAAAGCAGCUAAAUAUUAAUUGUGUGUACAGUUCUGUAUCAAUCCAAUAUUUGUCUUCAGUUUUCUAUUUGAAAUCUAUUUAAUUGAAAAACAGUAUAGGAUUUGUCUGCCAAUUUUGAAAAUUUUAAUCUUUGAUGCAAAAAGGUCUGAGAGUUGAAUAGUUCCUUAUUCCUGCCAUAUAGAUUCUGCUUCAGUUUUUGACUUUGCAGUCACUAAGAUUAAACAUACCAAACACCUGUUACUCAUUGUUACCUAUUCAGAUUAUUCAGAGCAGAGCAGUAUGUAAUGUAGUACCAGACCCUGUACAUAUUUCUAUUCCACUGAUAGUACUAUUUGUAAAUGUUAGCUUUAUUUCGACUUCCCUACUUGUACAAAUUAACCUGAGACGUUGUUAUUACUUGGUGUUUUAUUAUAUUGACCUGUUAAUAUUGAGAAAUAUCAUUAGAUGAUAACCGUUACAGAUUUUUAUUAGACUGAUUGGCAGUUUUGGGGGCGUUAUUUAUUCGAAUACUAAAUAAAUGCAUUUGUUGAAAAAAA
Molecule: messenger RNA, 7471 nt
Organism: Patiria miniata (bat star)
Lineage: Eukaryota; Metazoa; Echinodermata; Asteroidea; Valvatida; Asterinidae
Product: cGMP-dependent 3',5'-cyclic phosphodiesterase-like
Exons: 30
Coding region: 16-3057 (1013 amino acids)
Biological process (GO): cGMP catabolic process; positive regulation of gene expression; regulation of mitochondrion organization
Cellular component (GO): cytosol; synaptic membrane; perinuclear region of cytoplasm
Molecular function (GO): 3',5'-cyclic-GMP phosphodiesterase activity; protein homodimerization activity; 3',5'-cGMP-stimulated cyclic-nucleotide phosphodiesterase activity
Source: RefSeq, a predicted model, not a curated record